UGAACGCGGACGCGAAACGGCUUGCUUUUUUCGCCAAGACUGAUUUGGGAUUGUGGAUAUAAGCCAAAGGUGAAAUUACGGAACUACUCUCCAUGUUGUCUCGGGUUCCAUUUCAUUCCCGCCGCUUGACUCACUGCUUCUCUCCGCCCCGCUGCGACGCUGCUGUGGGAUCGCCUCGCCAAAGCGACGUCGCAAUCGUCGGCCGUCGAUAACGCCUCCGGCGCCACUCUUCCAGGUCAGCUUCAUCGGUGUCUUCGCAGAAUCAGUGUCAGAAGAAGAAUAAAGGGACAGGAUGUAAAGACAGACAAGUGGGACACAAGAUCCAACCUCUCUUCUCUCUCCUAAUCCAAGGAAAAAGACAAAGAAGAAGAAGAAGAAGAAGAAGAAGAAGAGUGGCUUUGGCCUUGGUUUCUCAGUCUUUUGGGCUCUAUUCAUAUAUAGUUUCUGUUAAUCGAUUGGUUGUUUCAACCAAUUAAUCGAUUCCUCUCUAUCCUCCAACUAUAUAUAAUAAAUUGGAUCAUUUGAGAAAUCCAUAUAUUCAUUACAAUGUCGAUGGCAAAUUCUUUAAAGAAGUUAGUGUCAUGUAUCAUACUUGAUUUGGAUGGUACACUUCUUAACACAGAUGGCAUAGUGAGUGAAGUUUUAAAAGUUUACUUGGUUAAGCAUGGAAAGCAAUGGGAUGGGAGGGAAGCUCAUAAAAUAGUGGGAAAGACACCUUUGGAAGCUGCAGCUGUUAUUGUGGAAGAUUAUGGGCUUCCCUUAUCAAUCGAUGAAUUUGUCUCAGAAAUUACCCCAAUGUUCUCUGCUCAAUGGUGCAGUAUCAAAGCUCUUCCAGGUGCAAACCGGUUAAUCAACCAUUUGAGGGGUCAUGAUGUGCGAAUGGCAUUGGCUUCAAAUUCUCCCAGGGAAGACAUUGAAACCAAAAUCUCUUAUCAUCCAGGCUGGAAAGAAUCCUUCUCUGUCAUUAUUGGUGGUGAUGAAGUGACGGCAGGAAAACCAUCUCCAGAAAUAUUCCUUGAAGCAGCUAAGAAGCUAAAUAUUGAUCCUUCGAAGUGCCUAGUCGUUGAAGAUUCAAUACCAGGUGUGAUGGCUGGUAAGGCUGCCGGAAUGGAAGUUGUUGCUGUUCCAUCUUUACCAAAACUAUCCCAUCUUUAUACUUCGGCAGAUGAGGUGAUAAACUCUCUUCUUGAUUUGCGACCAGAAAGAUGGGGCCUAUCACCAUUUGAAGAUUGGAUACAGGGUACUUUACCAAUAAAACCUUGGUAUUUUGGUGGUCCGGUUGUUAAAGGUUUUGGUCGUGGUUCAAAGGUGCUUGGAAUCCCUACAGCUAAUCUAUCAACCAAAGGCUACUCAACUGUCCUUUCAGAACAUCCCUCGGGGGUUUACUUUGGUUGGGCUGGAUUAUCAACACGAGGCGUUUACAAGAUGGUCAUGAGUAUUGGUUGGAAUCCCUACUUCAACAAUGCUGAGAAGACCAUGGAACCAUGGUUGCUUUAUGACUUUGACGAGGAUUUCUAUGGCGAGGAAUUGCGUCUUGCCAUUGUUGGAUACAUACGGCCCGAGUAUGUAUUGGAACAUGAUAGGCCAAUUUCUCAUCUCUCGAGGGCUUGAUAGAGAGGAUUCAUGAAGAUAGGCGAAUUGCAGAGACGGCCCUUGAACUUCCCCUGUACUCAAAGUACCAGGACGGCCCAUAUUUGAAAGGAUCGUUGCACGAGGAUGGCAGUCAUCCUCAGCUUCUGCAAAACUGAUUUGUGGAUCUCAUUGUCAUUACAUUGGUUAUAUUCUUUUAGUUUUAAUAUAUACGACUCCAUGAACUUCAAUGGAUGUGAUAAAACUAUGUUGAAGGUCAAUUAUUGGAUCAAUUGUGUAUUUUGACUGAUUGUUGUGAUUAAAUGAAGUAAAAUAACAUAUUCGACAAGUGCAAAAUAAUA
Molecule: messenger RNA, 1931 nt
Organism: Camellia sinensis
Lineage: Eukaryota; Viridiplantae; Streptophyta; Magnoliopsida; Ericales; Theaceae
Gene: FMN/FHY
Product: riboflavin kinase/FMN hydrolase
Biological process (GO): riboflavin biosynthetic process; FMN biosynthetic process
Molecular function (GO): riboflavin kinase activity
Source: RefSeq, a predicted model, not a curated record